This is a messenger RNA of Drosophila willistoni, 1061 nucleotides long. RefSeq lists its product as uncharacterized. NCBI's taxonomy places the organism in Eukaryota, Metazoa, Arthropoda, Insecta, Diptera, Drosophilidae. Bases 102 to 725 code for a protein of 207 amino acids. The record is from RefSeq and is a predicted model, not a curated record. The transcript has 3 exons.
AUUAAAACAGAUUUGUUUACCUUAGAAUUUAAAUAAAAACGUGUGUACUGCCAGUUCCGGCGAUUAAAGAUCAACUGGAAUAUAGAAUCAACAAUUGCAAAAUGCAUUAUUUUGCUCAUCGAACGAGAGGCGGAGACCUCGAACCGUCGUCAGCCCCAGCAGAGGAACUAGAAGUCAGUCGGUCUAAAAACGUUGACCCAUUCGCAUCGGCGACUCAUUCCUUGUACACAUCCACACCGAGAAAGAAGCAUAGCGAUUCCUUUUAUAACCAAUUUGUCCAGGUCACCAAUAACCUUUGCGUGGGCGGCGGCGGCGGUGGAGUGGGCGUUACCUUUGAUCCGCGUCUUAAGCAAUUGGUCAUUAUCUUUGCUAUACUUAUAAUUGCCUAUAAAAGUGUCAUUCUAACAAUGCCCUACAUAAAUGCCAGUAAUAUACAACAGGUAGGCCAAUAUGUGCAGGUGGCACGAGAUUGGUCAGAAAAGCACCAGCUGGGCUCCAGGUUGAGCCCAUUGCUAUGGGGCCUACUGAUUACAAUAUUUAGCUAUGGACUUGUCUAUUUGGAUAGUGCAGAGCCGGGCAUUAGUCCGCCAUCGCCCUUCUCCAAGCAAACAAGAUCUCAACGGCAAAAAAAGGGCAUUUCACUGCACUUAAAUUACUUGGGUGCCUUGUUGGCCGGCUUUAUGGUGACACUUGUCAUGUAUUUUAAUUUGUGGAAUUCCACUUAGUCAAACAGUAUUUCCUCUUAUUUCGUUAAACUUAAUUUAUUUCGUACGUAUAAUGUAAUUGUAAAGUGCUCCUGGAGAGUUCAAUCUAUAUAUGUUUGGGUGGGAGGGGGAGCAUCUUUUUGAAGGCUAUCUUAUUAGUAGUUCCUAGGCUAUACUAACAUGAGUUUAAACAAGAAAAUGGAGUACAAAAUGAAAUAACUCUGAAAAAGAGUUGUCAAUUAUAGAACUUAUAGUAUUAACCUCUUAUUUAAAAAAAUCCAUUUAUGUGUACCUUAUUUUUGUACAUUAUUCUGCUGCAUUAAAAUAAAUGAGGUAACAUUUUCAAUGCGCAUAAAA